AUGCAUCUGAUUUGGGCUGCGUGCGGAGUAAACGCUGAGCGGGAGCACGUCGUUUUAUGGCAGCGGAUUUCCGACAAGAUUGGGACUGCGAUGGAACGGAAAUGCGGUUUGAGUCCACUAAUUCGUGAACAAUUCUCCGGUGCUGUGGUUUCUGUGAAUGGGACCAUACGCAUCGUUAUUCGGCUACAGCUCUCUGUGGAUAUCGGAACUGAGAAAGAGAGGGUGAAGGGACAUGACCAGCAGCGGAAAAGACCGACACGGACUCCACUUGGGAGACAUUUGUCAUGUCCGUCCAAAACCGCAGCGAGCGCCGAGUGCUGA
Messenger RNA from Necator americanus (New World hookworm), 321 nucleotides. RefSeq lists its product as uncharacterized. The record is from RefSeq and is a predicted model, not a curated record. The transcript has 2 exons. Bases 1 to 321 code for a protein of 106 amino acids. Lineage: Eukaryota; Metazoa; Nematoda; Chromadorea; Rhabditida; Ancylostomatidae.